Gigantopelta aegis is the source of this 1392-nucleotide messenger RNA. RefSeq lists its product as uncharacterized. The coding region runs from base 93 to 1376 and encodes 427 amino acids. Gene Ontology annotation, biological process: regulation of DNA-templated transcription. Gene Ontology annotation, molecular function: DNA-binding transcription factor activity. The transcript has 4 exons. Lineage: Eukaryota; Metazoa; Mollusca; Gastropoda; Neomphalida; Peltospiridae. The record is from RefSeq and is a predicted model, not a curated record.
UGACAACUUCGGAAUAUUUUUCUCAGGAAUGGGUUUGAUAUACUAAUUUGCAUACUGACCAGCCAGAUGUACUCUAAAGAAGAAAGACUAGGAUGGAAGUAUUGAUAUUUGUGGUGUUGGGAAGCUGUGCCAUGAUACACACUAGGAAAAGACCAGUGACGUCACAAUCUGCCCUUGGUGUAUCUGAUCCAAGGAGUUCGUCUGCUCUUGGCAAGUCAACAAAGAGGUCGCUUAUUGAGUUUGUUGGAGCCCAGGAUGAAGUCGACGGUGUUGGGUGUUCUCGGUCCGAGUCUGGUUCCAACUACCCCAGUCAGUUGACGGACACACAGCUAUAUGAAUUUGAUAGUGACGUCAUCGCCAGAUCAUCUAGUAUUUCGACUGAGUCGGUUUUUUCGGAAUCAGAUUUUUCAAGUCUAGAAACCACUGACAUGGGUUACUGCAGCAUGCCACCAUUAUCCUCCAAUGUGACUAGUGUGACGAGUCCAAAAACAGCCAACGUAUCUUCGACCAGUAUCAACCCUGUUUGGCCUGAAACUGGCGAAAAUGAAAGGUCAAGCCCCUUAUCAACGCACAUGAUUUUUCCAAAGAGGAUAGAUGUGUCCUCGGAUAGGAAAACAUCUUCAAGCUUAAAAACAGAUAAUAUACCUUCGACUUUAAUAAAUUAUUUGUGGUCUGGUUAUGAAGAAACUGAAUUGAAUAGAUAUUCGAGUUUUGAAACCACAAUGUCACCUUUGUCUUUGAACAGAAUAGAUCGUUCAAGCCCAAAUAUAACCAGGUCCUUGACGUCAUAUUCGUGGUUCAGUCCUGACGAAAGUGAACUGACAAGUUCUUCUUCGAGUCUGGGAUCAGUGAUGGAUUCCAUAGAUAAGAUAUCUUCAUCCAUUGAGACACUGGCUUUCUCCAGUGCACAAAAUACCGAUGACGAAAUGACACCUGAAAUAAACAAAGCUGCGUCAGAGUGCAGAAAAAGGCAGAGCAUUCUACCUCUGCUGAAACAGGAAUUAAAAACUAAAAUUCAACUUAACAGACUCAGAGCAGGGAAAAAGGAGUUGCAAGUUGAUUUUACUCCUUCCAAAUCCAAGAUGACAUUUGAAGAGUUAACGAAAAGAGAAAGAAGGCGGGAACAAAACCGAAUGUCUGCUCUGAGAUCUCGAAUCAGACAAAAACAAAACGAAGAAGAUGUGGAAAAAAGGUAUGAAGAAAUUGAACGCGAGCAUACCAGCCUGCUACAUGAACGCAAUUCGCUUGAGGAGGAGAAAACCUUUCUAAGAACCCAGCUUGUCAACCACCUGUGUCACGGUUGCCAGUUAGACAGACGAGACGACGAUCUUAGAACGAUGAAGUCGUCACGAGUGGCACAUUCAACCACAGUUUAAACCUUCAAGCAAAAUU